Molecule: messenger RNA, 1569 nt
Organism: Exophiala bonariae
Lineage: Eukaryota; Fungi; Ascomycota; Eurotiomycetes; Chaetothyriales; Herpotrichiellaceae
Exons: 2
Coding region: 1-1569 (522 amino acids)
Source: RefSeq, a predicted model, not a curated record
AUGUCUGGAGACCUGGAAAUCGUCAAUCUCCUGUUGCCACACUACGACUUCGUUUCCAGGACGGUCGAACUUGAAAUAGUGUUGUCUGAGGUCUUCAACAAUGGCAAGGAAGUCCUGGCUUCAUUUUUUGAUGCCAGUGGAUUCAUGAUAUUGGCGAAUGCAGAACUCAUGGCAGUCGCACUCAACUUUCGAUCCGGUAGGGAGAUUGUCGAACUACUCAUGGAGCGAGGUAUGCUAGAUGGACCCAAGCGCCAGGUGUUGCUGCGCUCUGCGGCCAAAAAAGAUAAUUGGAAGGUAAUGGCUGAACUACUGGAACCAUGGGAUACGACAGCCCCUGGGGAGUUGUGGAUUUCGGCCAUAAGAUCCUACGAUACUAUGAAUGUAUUGUUAAAUGAAAGAGGUGCCGAGCUUCGGGAUCCGACAAGCUUACUGAAGUUUGCCAUUGAUCAUGUGAGAGAUGUGGAUGAAAGUCGUCCCUGGCAGGUCGACGAUAACUUCUCCGUGAUCACACUGCUACUGCGUCGCAAAGGCUUGGAAAUCCACUUGACGCAAGACAUUAUGAAGACGGCCAUAGAGCAGAAUGUGAUCGAGCUUGUGAUAGGUGAGGAAGGCGUCACAGCACAUAUCACAGAGGAACUGUUAGAAUUUGCCGCAAGUGCAGGAAACGACAAACAAUUUGAGUUACUACUGUUCCGGCUAGGAACGCAGAGGAUCAAACUGGACGGGAAUGUCCUGAAAUCAAUACUGUGCAAAGGAUGGCUUGCACGUUCAGUUCUGGGGACGCGAAAAUCCGAAGUACAAAUCACGGAGGAGCCUUUGAUAGCCGCCCUAUCAGAAAUUGACAGUCAUGAGGCGGAAGAGGUAAUGGAAUAUCUCUUGAAAACCGAGGAGGUCAAGAUUCCACUCACUGCGACUGUAUUGGAGACAGUUUUGUCAACAACGUCGACUCAAAUGGUAUGGGAAAGUCUGAUAGACCGAUUUGAAACCGGUGUUCGUAUCACCGAAGCGAUGUUGAAAGCAGCCUUUGGGAGAUUUCACAACGGCCAGAUGAGAAUGGAAUGGCUACUUGACAAAUGCCGAUAUAGGGUCGAAGUCACCGAGAACGUGCUCGAGAUGGCUGCGAAGCAUGGGAAUGUGAAAGUUGUGAAACACAUCCUGGACCGAGCAGGCCCAACGGUCGUUGUCACCGAGUCAACCUUGAUUGCCGCCUUCGGCAACACAUCGGAAGACCAAUACUUGGUACAGAUGUUGUUGAAACAUUUGAGGCCAGGCCGGAUGACACACAAAGUAAGGCAAGCAGCGGUGUGUUUUGGCCGGAGAGGGAAUCUCAUGUUCCUGGAAAAGGCUGGCAUCGUUGAAUGUUCCUCCUCAGCAUGGAUUCCGACAUGCCAGCUGUGGCAAGGGGUACGAAACAGAAACGUCAAAAUGGUUCGCGAGGCGCUGGCCACUGGUGCUGAUCCAAACUACAGAGACCUCGACAACAUCUCUCCCUUGGAGUUCAGUGAUCAGAGACACAACUGCGAGAUUGUUUCCCUCUUGUUAGACACCAGGAAUGUAGAUCCAAGGUAA